Propithecus coquereli (Coquerel's sifaka) is the source of this 2848-nucleotide messenger RNA. It is a transcript of the gene EHD2, whose product is annotated as EH-domain containing 2. Gene Ontology annotation, cellular component: cytoplasm; plasma membrane. Gene Ontology annotation, biological process: endocytosis; endosomal transport. Gene Ontology annotation, molecular function: calcium ion binding; GTP binding; protein binding. The transcript has 5 exons. The coding region runs from base 152 to 1783 and encodes 543 amino acids. The record is from RefSeq and is a predicted model, not a curated record. Lineage: Eukaryota; Metazoa; Chordata; Mammalia; Primates; Indriidae.
UCCCUGCACCUCCUCCUCCACCUGGACAUUGUACCUUCGGUCCCCCUUCCUCCGCCGGGCAGGCCACCGUCAACGCCCUCUCCCCGCGCCACAGGCAGCCCUCCCCCUGCACGUCUCCCUCUGCGACCCCAGCAGGCAGCACGCAGCCACCAUGUUCAGCUGGUUGAAGCGGGGCGGGGCGCGGGGCCAGCAGCCCGAGGCCAUCCGCACGGUGACCUCGGCGCUCAAGGAGCUGUACCGCACGAAGCUGCUGCCGCUGGAGGAGCACUACCGCUUCGGGGCCUUCCACUCGCCGGCCCUGGAGGACGCCGACUUCGACGGCAAGCCCAUGGUGCUGGUGGCCGGCCAGUACAGCACGGGCAAGACCAGCUUCAUCCAGUACCUGCUGGAGCAGGAGGUGCCCGGCUCCCGCGUGGGGCCCGAGCCCACCACCGACUGCUUCGUGGCUGUCAUGCACGGCGACGCUGAGGGCACCGUGCCUGGCAACGCCCUCGUUGUUGACCCAGACAAGCCCUUCCGCAAGCUCAACCCCUUCGGGAACACCUUCCUCAACAGGUUCAUGUGUGCCCAGCUCCCCAAUCAGGUCCUCGAGAGCAUCAGUAUCAUCGACACCCCGGGCAUCCUGUCGGGGGCCAAACAGAGGGUGAGCCGUGGCUACGACUUCCCGGCCGUGCUGCGCUGGUUCGCGGAGCGCGUGGACCUCAUCAUCCUCCUCUUUGACGCGCACAAGCUGGAGAUCUCUGACGAGUUCUCGGAGGCCAUCGACGCCCUGCGGGGCCACGAGGACAAGAUCCGCGUGGUGCUCAACAAGGCCGACAUGGUGGAGACGCAGCAGCUGAUGCGCGUCUACGGGGCGCUCAUGUGGGCGCUGGGCAAGGUGGUGGGCACGCCCGAGGUCCUGCGCGUCUACAUCGGCUCCUUCUGGUCCCAGCCCCUCCUGGUGCCCGACAACCGGCGCCUCUUCGAGCUGGAGGAGCAGGACCUCUUCCGCGACAUCCAGGGCCUGCCGCGCCACGCCGCCCUGCGCAAGCUCAACGACCUGGUGAAGAGGGCGCGGCUGGUGCGGGUUCAUGCGUACAUCAUCAGCUACCUGAAGAAGGAGAUGCCCUCCGUGUUCGGGAAGGAGAACAAGAAGAAGCAGCUGAUCCUCAAACUGCCUGUCAUCUUUGCUAAGAUCCAGUUGGAGCAUCACAUAUCUCCUGGGGACUUUCCCGACUGCCAGAAGAUGCAGGACAUGCUGAUGGCGCACGACUUCACCAAGUUCCACUCGCUGAAGCCGAAGCUGCUGGAGGCGCUGGACGAGAUGCUGACGCACGACAUCGCCAAGCUCAUGCCGCUGCUGCGGCAGGAGGAGCUGGAGAGCACCGAGGCGGGCGUGCAGGGGGGUGCUUUCGAGGGCACCCACAUGGGCCCGUUCGUGGAGCGGGGGCCUGACGAGGCCCUGGAGGACGGCGAGGAGGGCUCGGACGACGAGGCCGAGUGGGUGGUGACCAAGGACAAGUCCAAAUACGACGAGAUCUUCUACAACCUGGCGCCCGCCGACGGCAAGCUGAGCGGCUCCAAGGCCAAGACCUGGAUGGUGGGUACCAAGCUCCCCAACUCGGUGCUGGGGCGCAUCUGGAAGCUGAGCGACGUUGACCGUGACGGCAUGCUGGAUGACGAGGAGUUCGCCCUGGCCAGCCACCUCAUCGAGGCCAAGCUCGAGGGCCACGGGCUGCCCACCAACCUGCCCCGUCGCCUGGUGCCACCCUCCAAGCGGCGCCACAAGGGCUCCGCCGAGUGAGGCAACUACCACCCACUGGCCUUCCCUCCCACUGGCCCUGCUGUGGCUCCCCAGCUCCAGUCGGCUGCACGCACGCCCCUGUCCCGGCUCACGCACACCCUGCCUGCCCACCCCACCCAGCUGUAAGGACCGGCGGUCUCCCUGCCCGCUGCUGCCAGACACACCCCAGUUGAAGCGUUUAGUGGGGACCACGGGAGGGACAAGGCUUCACACCUCCACCGUCACAUAUACUCAGGCACAUCACGCCGACACCGACACAGCCAUCCAUCCAUUCAUCGCGCAUUCCAGUAUUUAUUGAGUAGCUACUACGUGCCUGGCCCUGUUCUGGGCACUGGAGGCACACACGUCUGCCCUCGCGGAGCUGACGCUGUCAGGAGAGGGCACCGACACAGUCACAGGAACACACGCUGAUGCUGGCAGGACCCCUUGCCUCACCUCUCCUGCCCCGCCAGGUGAGGACCCCCCAGCCCAUCAGGUCCUCAGGCCUUGGGACCACUGGGGGCUCAGAAGGGAGACACAAACUCCUACUUUUGCGGAUGGACCCCUCUUUAGCCCCCACCUCGGGGAAAGCGCCCUACUUCUGGCCACACCCGAUUCUCUGCUAAGGAUGCUGUAGCAGGCAGAAGGGCCGCUUCCUCCUUCCAUCCUCGCUCCUCCACUGUGCCCUCUCGGGGGUGUUUCUGUCCUGCGCCCCCCUGCCCGGACUGAAGUGCCGGCCUGCCCGGGCCCCCACAGCUGGCGGUCCUCUCCACCCACCCACGGUCCUGCCAGGUAUAAAGGCUCCAGGGCUUUCUUGUAGCCCCCUUUCCAGGGAUGUCGUGGGGGGGCGGUUCUUGGUGCUACAGCCCUCCCCCAUCCCGGCCCUCCUCACCUUUUCCUGCCUUCGCCACCCCCGGCAGGCGGCCUCACGGGAAAGGUGGGGAAGAGCAGGAGGGGUGGAGACGACGCCCCCUCCAGGUUGCUCGCUGGGAUUCCCACGCCCACCAUCGACCCCCACCCCACGCCUGGGAGGGGCCCGUGAACAGAAUUGAGUCCCCACAGAGCGAAUAAAGCCAAGGCUUCUUC